Molecule: messenger RNA, 306 nt
Organism: Penicillium angulare
Lineage: Eukaryota; Fungi; Ascomycota; Eurotiomycetes; Eurotiales; Aspergillaceae
Exons: 1
Coding region: 1-306 (101 amino acids)
Source: RefSeq, a predicted model, not a curated record
AUGAAGAUCAAGAGUAAAGCUAUUCCUGAGGGAAAGAAGAUCAAGAUCAAACUCCCCAAACCUUGGGGAAGAUAUAAUCAAUUGUGGUGCUGCCAGUGUGGGGUUCGCACUUCAGUCCGACUUGUGGACCCCGCGUUCCGCAGACGCUGGCCACUCAGUGAUGCCGGAUUUCAGAGCUCGGAGUUGCGCCUAAGUAACCGAUUCUUCCAUGGCUGGGACCUCGGGAACUAUACUGUAGAUCAUGAAGUGGAAGCAAAUAUUGUAGGAGAUACCAAUUCCGUCGAUGGUAACGUCAUCAACGGUUAA